Messenger RNA from Moesziomyces antarcticus, 1374 nucleotides. RefSeq names its product 3-methylitaconate isomerase. The coding region runs from base 1 to 1374 and encodes 457 amino acids. NCBI's taxonomy places the organism in Eukaryota, Fungi, Basidiomycota, Ustilaginomycetes, Ustilaginales, Ustilaginaceae. The transcript has a single exon. The record is from RefSeq and is a predicted model, not a curated record.
AUGACAGCAGCGCUCGGGCGACAUACACGGCUGGCGUGCUCGUUCUACCGCGGUGGCACGUCCAAAGGCCUGCUGUGGUCCACCUCAAUCCUCGCACCUUUUGCGCCUUUGGUGCGCGACCGUAUCAUCUGCCAUGCCAUGGGCUCGCCCGAUCCCGACAAACGUCAGAUCGACGGCCUAGGUGGGGGGAUCAGCUCGCUUUCCAAGACUGCCGUUGUGGGCGCACCGGAUUCAAAGCUUUCCAAGCGGCUCCAAUCGAGGGGGGAAGCGUUUGCGGGUGUGGAUUUCGCCGACGACGAACAACUUGCUUCUCGCCGCGAGGGAGGGUGGGAUCUGGUGUAUCGUUUUGGCCAAGUACCCGUUGAAAAGGCGACCGAGGUGGAUUGGACAAGCACGUGCGGCAAUCUCGUUUCGGCCGUGGCACUCUUCGGCCUGCACGAAGGACACGUGAAGCAGGCUAGGAUCGCAGAGGCUUUCCAAGAGGUGGUGGGCAGGCAGCCGAGGUUGGGCGAUGGAUUCGCUUUUCCAGCACGGCUGUUGGUGGCUUGUUCGGGGCAGAUCGUGCGUGCCAAUGUGCCAGUCACUCUGCAUGCUGUCGGGGGAGAGACGAUGUGGUGGCCAGACUUGGAAGGCGAUGUAAGCAUAUCGGGCGUUCCAGGAACCGCACCGGGCAUCCUCAUCGAGACUCCUCUUGGUGAGGAUUUGCUACCGACGGGAAACCAGUCCGAUACGGUUUCAGUUGACGGGGCCGAGUACCGCGUGUCGGUGAUCAACGCCGGCCUGCCCACGAUCUUUAUUGCGUCCGACUCGCUUGGCUCCGUACUGGACCCGGAACAACUUGCUGUGCUAUCACCAGCGCAACUGGAUGCCAAUGUAGCCCUGAUGGCGCUUUUGGAUAGGCUGCGCGUGGCAGCAGCACAGCUAACACCGUGGUUGAGCAAGACACUCAGUCCGUCGGCACCCAAGAUCUGCAUCGUCCAUCCCACCCCCCCACAGGGCUACUCCACGACCGGGGGUGAAAAGGUCGCAAAGGAGCAUAUGGAUCUGCUUAUCCGCGCAGUCAGCGUGGGCAAUCUGCAUCGAACCGUCCCGGCAACCUGUCUGUCGGCACUCGCUGCCGCAAGAGCGUUCCCGGAGUCGACCAUCGAACAAUCCAUCCACGCCAAGACAACGGAAGGGCAGGGGGGGAUUCUUUCCAUUCGCGUAGGUCAGCCGGCUGGAGUCUCCGAGGCAAGCGUCAAGGUCCGCCCUGCGUCAGCGCAUGAACAGCGCAGGGGCCUCAAGAGUGUGCCCGAGUCGAUUGUGUACUAUCGCACCGCGCGCAGAAUCAUCCAGGGCCUUGUAGACGUUCCCCCCUCCAUUCUGCAAUCCUAG